Lucilia cuprina (Australian sheep blowfly) is the source of this 978-nucleotide messenger RNA. RefSeq lists its product as uncharacterized. Bases 1 to 978 code for a protein of 325 amino acids. The record is from RefSeq and is a predicted model, not a curated record. The transcript is spliced from 2 exons. Lineage: Eukaryota; Metazoa; Arthropoda; Insecta; Diptera; Calliphoridae.
AUGGAUGUGAACGCUCUGUCUCAAAUAAUUCGACAAUUCCAGGAAUCGAAUCAACAAUUUAUUACGCAAAUUCUUGCUCAGAAUAAGGCUGUAAUGGAAGAUGUAGUUUCUAAAAACCAAACCGCACCCUCAAUACCACUAUUUGGAAAUUUUAAUACAGACUUGGACAAAUGGUCUACCUAUCAUUUUCAAAUGGAACAUUAUUUUAAAGCAAACUCCAUAUCUUGUGAUGAUACUAAACGUUCAUGUUUUCUUAGUUGGGUUGGAGCUGAUAUAUUAGAACUAUUGCAAAAAUUGUUCGAGGGAAAAGCUGAAGAGAAAUCAUACAAGGAAUUAGUAAGUGCUUUAAACGAACAUUUCCUGAAAAAGCAACAUAUCUUAGCUGCUCGAUUCAAAUUUUAUAAUCAAAUGAGAAAGAAAGCAAAUCAAAGUUAUGCUGAAUGGGUUGCCGAAUUGCGCGGAGCUGCAAGAGAAUGUAGUUUCAUAUGUAGUAACGAAAACUGCAGGGAAUCGUAUGUCGACAAUAAAAUAAGAGAUAUGCUCGUAUUAUAUACGCCCCAUGAGAAAGUUAGAUCCGCUUGCCUACAAAAGUCAAAUCCUUCAUUAGAUGAAGUGCUACAAAUUUGUUCAAUUUUCGAAGCAACUGUAAAUGCAUCCAAUGAAAUAGAAUGUAACACAGAAUUAACAACUGACGUUAAUGCUAUUCUCCUGUCCAGGUUGUGGCAAAUUUCAUGUUUUCACUUCAAGAAUAAAACCAAAUGUAAUAAGUGUCAUAAAUUGGGACAUAUAGCGAAAGUAUGUCAAUCACAAGCAAACACCUCACAAAAGGAAUGUUUUCCUGAUCAGAGUAAUACUCGUCAAAAUGUUCGUCAAGUUCUGGAGACUUCGUUUGAAGAAAAUUCGAUCAGUCAAAUAGAAGAAAUCGAGACUUCAAGUGUAAACAGUGUACUGGAGCUUCAUGCUCCCUUAUUGGAUUAG